AUGGCAGCUCCGAAUACCUACGCUGUCCAUCUCUCCUCGGAGACCCACAAGAUCGAGGCCUGGUGCGAAUCGGACGAGGCUCUGGCUAAGCAACUGCAAGAGGAGGAGGAUUCGCUCGCUACAAGGGAAUUUGCCGGCAGCGUGUCCUUGGAACCAUCAUCACCAGCUGUUGAGUAUAGGCCUGCCAAUAAUGCAGCUCAGUUUAUGCAGGUGGCGACAGAAGAUAAUGUCGACCCGGAUAAUAUGUCAUACGAGCAACUACAAGCAAUUGGUGAAGAAGUAGGAACUCAAUCCAGAGGAUUAUCUGAUGACCUGAUAAGCUACCUGGAGCCUUUUAGGAACAAAUGCAACUUCUUCUCUUGCAAAAAGAAUACCGAUGAAUGUGUGAUCUGCAAAUCGAACUAUAAAAGCCUACAGAAGUUGAUAAGAUUGCCCUGCAGCCAUUGUUACCAUGCAGGUUGCAUAACUCGCUGGCUUAAGAUUAACAAGGCAUGCCCUGUCUGCAAUGAGGAGGUAUUCGGUUAA
Messenger RNA from Triticum turgidum subsp. durum (durum wheat), 525 nucleotides. The record is from the annotation of a GenBank genome assembly. NCBI's taxonomy places the organism in Eukaryota, Viridiplantae, Streptophyta, Magnoliopsida, Poales, Poaceae.